GGGGGCUCCUACAGUUAGUGGGUGCAGGCCAUGGGGCAGCCCUGGGCGGUGGGGACGGCGGAGGCGGCUCCCGCGCGGCUGCCCCUCGUGCUCACCGCGCUUUGGGCCGCGGCGGUGGGCCUGGAGCUGGCUUACGUGUUAGUGCUAGGCCCCGGGCCACCUCCGCUGGGACCCUUGGCCCGGACCCUGCAGAUUGCGCUGGCAGCCUUCCAGCUGCUCAACCUACUGGGCAACGUGGGGCUGUUCCUGCGCUCGGACCCCAGCAUCCGGGGUGUGAUGCUGGCCGGCCGUGGUCUGGGCCAGGGCUGGGCUUACUGCUACCAGUGCCAAAGCCAGGUGCCGCCGCGCAGUGGGCACUGCUCUGCCUGCCGUAUCUGCAUCCUCCGCCGGGACCACCACUGCCGCCUGCUGGGCCGCUGUGUGGGCUUCCACAACUACCGGCCCUUCCUGUGUCUCCUGCUCCACGGUGCAGGCGUCCUGCUGCACGCCUCUGUGCUGCUGGGCCCGGCCCUGUCGGCCCUGCUGCGAGCCCACACACCCCUCCAUACCGCCGCCCUGCUCCUGCUGCCCUGGCUCAUGUUGCUCACAGGCAGAGUGUCUCUGGCACAGUUCACCCUGGCCUUUGUGACCGACACGUGCGUGGCGGGUGCGCUGUUGUGCGGGGCCGGACUGCUCUUCCAUGGGAUGCUGCUGCUCAGGGGCCAGACCACAUGGGAGUGGGCUCGGGGCCAGCACGCGUACGACCUAGGCCCCUGCCACAACCUGCAGGCAGCUCUGGGGCCCCACUGGGUCCUCGUCUGGCUCUGGCCCUUCCUGGCCUCCCCGUUGCCGGGGGACGGCAUCACCUUCCAGACCGCAGCCGACGUGGGACUCAUGGCUUCCUGACUCCAGAAAGCACCUGAGCUUGUACAAGCUGCACAAGGCGAGCAGGAGAGGGGACUCAUAACUCGUUUCAGGCCCACCCCCACCCCCAGCCUCAGAGGGAGGCAGGUUGGUACUUGAUGCCUGCUUUCAGCAACUCCCAUUGCCACCCUUGAGGUUGCCCUUGCCCAGCUUGGACUCCUAGGGUCCAGGGCUUGGGCCCCGGGAUUCAGCCUCUGCCAGUGGCCCCUGAGGACCAUGAAAGGUCUGGGAAGGGGCUGCUUGGCCUGCCUGGCUGCCCCGCUGCCAGGUCAAUAAAGUGCCCACUUGGUUCUGGGACUCCCUCCAGCUUUGUGGGUUUUUGGUCCUCCUCGGUGGCCCAGGCUGCUGUUUUUCUUUCCUUUGACUGUCAGGCCUGGGAACCACAGAAUGCCUGAGGGUGUGAGGAUCCAGAGCUCUGCUUCCUGUGGCCUUGGGGCAGGGGGGCUGGGGAGUUGGGGUGCAGCAGGCUAAGGCAGAAUGUGGUGAUCCAGGGUAUGAGAACCCACAAUUCUUCCCCAGGUUGAGUGCUUUAUAGUGAGGAGCUUUUCAACAGCCACAACCUCACUGAACUUGUCUCCAGCUAACCUGGUACCCUGGGCAGCAAUUAUGCCAGUGAAGAACUUAAUGCUGUGAGAGUUGAUGUGAUAAGAUUUCACAGGGUAGUAAAUGGAGGAGUCCGGAUAUGAAGCCAGAUCUUUGCACUUUGUACUUCACCCUUUUUUGCCUGACCAAAAAAAUCAAAGGCAGAGAAAUCAGGGUGGUGGGGGGAGGGAUAUUUAAGCAUCUGUGCAAGAUGGUGCCGAGAUGGCUAAGCUUCUCCUCUCUGGUCUCUUCAGGAGCUCCUUGUUAAACACUUAUUUAAAUAUAAUAAGUAGACACUUCCAGUUACAUGUGGCAAGUUUAGCUUUGUGAGUUUACUUGUUUCCUCUUAAAAUCUAAAAUGAUAAUCAAGAAAUGAAAAAUGAUGUAAAUUUACAAAGAGAAAAUAGGGAGACAGCAGUAGACCAAAAAACCUGACAUUUUGAGAGAUGAAAAGCGGAUAGAGGCUCAUUUACUUUCCUAGAGAACCAGACGCUGCAAUUAAGUGUUCCCCGAGGGAGGGGCUGAGAGGCCACCAAAUCCCCCACCCCCCACCCUGAGCCCUGGAGAGGAUCUGGGGUUCCACCAGCACCAUGGAAGGCGAGGUCGGGCUGACAAGAGGGACUGUGAGGAGCAGCUAGGAUGUCCCUCCCCCAGGACCCACCUGACCCCUUGCAGCCAAGCAGCUGCCCCACGGGGGUGGAGGUGUGGGCUUCUGAAGCAGCUUUGUGUCUUGGGGGAACUGGGGAGGGUGGGGGUGAGGGGCUGGACCAAAACUGGGGUUAAGUGAAAAUCUACAAAUGCUGCUGGGGCAGGGGGUGGCCCUCCACUGACACAGCAGGCUGCCUUCCAAGAACCCUCAGAGAAGCCCAAGGCUCUGCCCACGUCCCCGAAGGUUUGAGCUGCUAGGACUUCUUUGCUUUUCUGAACAGCGUGCAGUAUUACUAUUUAACUCUGGUAGGAACUUGGUGUAGCUGUCUCUUUGUACAUAAGCACUGGCAGACUUCCCGUUUCCUUCUCUGCUUUCCCCCCAUCCUCUAGAAUCUUUUCUUGUUUUGUUUGGUUUUGAAUUAAACAGUGAAGAGGUGCAAGGAAAUAUUUCAGGACAAAGAACACCCUCCCUACCCCCAUUUCAGAAAUGGAUACCUCGACUUCCCUGGCAGCCCCGUGGUUAAGACUCCGCGCUCCCAAUGGAUACCGUGUGGUCCCUGCUGUGCCUCUCCCUGGUAGAGGACGCACUGUGCUGUCUCAAUCAUUCCCUUGCUUGCUCUGUGAUUUUAUUAUAGAUGUUUUGUUUUGCGUGUUUCUUUUAUAUAAAUGAAGCUAUACCAUGUUUAUUUUACUGCAAUUUGCUUUUUCCUUUAAUACCAUGUGUCUGAGAUUUAUCCAAAUUAACAUGUGUAGCUCUAAGGCAUUCCUUUUCUUUGCUGUAUAAUGAUCCAUUGAAUAUACAAUUUAUUUUUCUCUUUUGUCUCACUGAUUGUUUUAUCUACCUGUGUGUGUUCCCCUAAGAUCUAUACUUGGCCCUUGCUCUUCCAUAUAAAUUUUGGAAUCAGCUUGUUACAUCCUACCAAUAAAAACCCCUUUGAAAUUGUGAUGGAACCCAACUGAAUCUAUAUAUCAGUUUGGGGAAAAUCAACAUCAGCAUGAGAUUGAAGUUUCCAGUGGUGAACAUGGUGUAUCUCUCCAUUUAAUGUUUUCAAUAAAGUUGCUUUUUCUCAAAAA
Bubalus bubalis (water buffalo) is the source of this 3207-nucleotide messenger RNA. RefSeq names its product zinc finger DHHC-type containing 24 (gene ZDHHC24). The coding region runs from base 31 to 885 and encodes 284 amino acids. The record is from RefSeq and is a predicted model, not a curated record. NCBI's taxonomy places the organism in Eukaryota, Metazoa, Chordata, Mammalia, Artiodactyla, Bovidae. Gene Ontology annotation, biological process: peptidyl-L-cysteine S-palmitoylation; protein targeting to membrane. Gene Ontology annotation, cellular component: endoplasmic reticulum; Golgi apparatus. Gene Ontology annotation, molecular function: protein-cysteine S-palmitoyltransferase activity. The transcript has 3 exons.